AUGAAUCGUAUACUCACUUUGCUCGCCGUCACUCCAGCAGCUCUUGCUUUGGCUGGGGAUGUUACAGGGGCCCCUGACCAUAGCCCUCGAUACGAUUAUGUUAUCGUCGGCGGAGGAACGUCAGGUCUCGUUGUCGCGAAUAGACUAUCCGAAGACUACAAUGUCACCGUCGCGAUCAUCGAAGCUGGAGAUGUCGAACUUUCCAAUACCAACGUGUCCGACACGUCCAAAUAUGGCGCCGCAUUUGGCACUGACAUCGACUGGCAAUACCGAAGCGCACCUCAGCAGUAUGCCGGCGGAGCCACUCAAACUCUCCGAGCGGGAAAGAUUUUAGGUGGAACUAGCGAUAUCAAUGGUAUGACCUAUCUGCGAGCGGAGACGUCCCAGAUCGAUGCCUGGGAACAGAUUGGAAACCAAGGUUGGAACUGGGAAGAUCUGAUGCACUACUACUCGAAGAGUGAGUAUAUGCAGCCUCCAACUGAGGAUCAAAUUCUCCUUGGUGCCUCAUAUGAUCCGGACGUUCACGGCACAUCUGGUCCUCUGAGUAUUGGCUGGACUGCGAACAUGAUGGGACAAGAGAUCGUCUCGCCAGUAAACCGAUCCUUCGGUGCGCUGGGCCUCCCUUUCAAUCGCGAGCCAAACGCAGGUUCUAUGCGUGGAUUCACAGUCUUUCCCAAAACAAUCGACAGGGCUAAGAACGUGCGCGAAGAUGCUGGACGUGCAUACUACUGGCCCGUUUCGAAACGGCCCAAUCUGGAUAUCUACUUGAACUCCAAAGCCGAAAAGCUGAUUUGGCAUCCAAACACCAAGGAAAGCACGCCCAAAGCAAGCGGUGUUGUUUUCACUACCUGCAACGGCACAUCUACAAUUCUUGCCAACCGUGAGGUAAUCCUCUCGGCUGGAAGUCUCAUGUCACCACUGCUAUUGGAAAAGUCUGGUGUCGGAAACUCUGCUAUUCUGAAGAAGGCUGGUGUUGAUGUUGUCGUUGACUUGCCCUUCGUUGGCGAGAACCUCCAGGACCAGACCACCACGGAUAUGAUGUACACAAUGAAGAACACAACAAACCUCACGGGGCUUGCGGGCUACGCAGCGUAUGCUAACGUGGAAGACCUUUUCGGAGAGGAACUCGACGCGUUCAACGAAACUAUUGCGAAAUCCAUCCGCGAAUAUGCCGAGAGGACAGCUAACGCCAGUGGCGUCAUCAGCGCUGAUGUCACCGAGAAACUCUUCAAAAUCCAAUAUGAUUUGAUCUUCAAGAACAAGAUCCCGAUCGCCGAAAUUAUUAUCGCGCCUGCUCCCACUGCAGACCUUACGAUCGAGUACUGGGGUCUUCUUCCGUUCUCUCGAGGUAGCAUCCACAUCAACUCUUCCAACGCCACUCUACCUGCGCACAUCAACCCCAACUACUUCAUGUUGGAUUAUGACGUCCAGCAGCAAGUAGUUGCGGGGAAAAUGGCGCGUGCAUUUACCAACACUGCUCCUUUCUCCAAUUUGGUAACGGGGGAAGUCACUCCUGGACUCAACAAGCUCUCGCGCAAUGCCUCUGAUGCCGAUUGGGCUCAGUGGCUCAAGUCUACUUAUCGCUCGAAUUUCCACUACAUCGGCAGUGCUGCUAUGAUGCCCAAGGAUCUCGGAGGAGUCGUCGACCCCACUCUCACGGUAUACGGUACUAGCAAUGUUCGUGUCGUUGACGCGUCCGUACUUCCAUUCCAGGUUUGCGGUCACCUGGCCUCCACAUUGUAUGCUGUUGCUGAAAAAGCCGCGGAUAUGAUCAAGGCAGCAUAUCCUUAA
Messenger RNA from Exserohilum turcica Et28A, 1791 nucleotides. RefSeq lists its product as uncharacterized. Bases 1 to 1791 code for a protein of 596 amino acids. Lineage: Eukaryota; Fungi; Ascomycota; Dothideomycetes; Pleosporales; Pleosporaceae. Gene Ontology annotation, molecular function: oxidoreductase activity, acting on CH-OH group of donors; flavin adenine dinucleotide binding. The record is from RefSeq and is a predicted model, not a curated record. The transcript has 4 exons.